Molecule: messenger RNA, 930 nt
Organism: Adineta steineri
Lineage: Eukaryota; Metazoa; Rotifera; Eurotatoria; Adinetida; Adinetidae
Source: the annotation of a GenBank genome assembly
AUGACUGAAGAAAUUAACAACAACAUUCAAACUAUUCUCUACUCUUUACAAGCUAAAGUUGAUCGAUUAGAAAAUGUAAACAAAGAAUUAGAAGAGAAAUUAAUUCAACAGGACAAAAGUAUCGAUCAACUACUAACGAAUGUUAACCUUCAAAAAUCAAAUUCUGCAACUUCAACUUCACGCCAAGAAGAAGAACAUUUAUUACUCGAUAAAGAAGAUGAUGUAGAACAAGUUUCAUAUAGUUCAAAGACUAGUAAAGAUAAUACAAAGAAGCUUACAGUAGAUAGAUCAAUUCAUAAUCUACCAUUAGUCAAUAUACUGGGUAUUAUAUUUCCUAUUCUAUCAGCCAUUGCCAUGCUUGCUGAUUCUAUCCUUCACAUUAUCUUUCACAAGUCUGACGAUGAUAAACAAAAGAAUUAUGCUGGUCUUAUCUCUACGGUUUUAAUUCUGUUUUAUUAUCUUCAAUAUGAUGUCAAAUUCAAUUUAACUCAUCCUCGUCUUUAUAUUCUCUAUCAAUUUUUAAUUUGGUCACUUGUAUUUACUGGUGAUAUCAUAUAUGUUUAUUAUUAUCAUACAAUGUUACAUCGUCCCUUUAUGAUGUAUACCUUUCAAGUUAUACGGAUGUUAGAUUUAAAAUAUUCAAAAUUAAGUCGUUUUUGUCUAUGGAUGUUGGUUCUCUUUUCAAUACUUAGUGUUGUAUUUGAAUAUUUUGUUUAUGGAUUUGAACAAUUAAUUGAAGAAAAUACUAAAAAUCAUCAGAAUUAUCAAAAAAAUCAAACAUCUACAUUAUCAUCAUCUACUGAUCAAUAUAAAAACACUGAAAAUUAUUUUGUUAUAGCAAGAGAAUUGAGUGAAUUCAUUGGAACAAUAGCAUGUUAUUCUUUAUUAAUUUUACAAUUUUUUAUGAAAAAAGAACGAAAAAAUAAAUAA